Haliotis rubra (blacklip abalone) is the source of this 1772-nucleotide messenger RNA. Its product is annotated as endoribonuclease LACTB2-like. Lineage: Eukaryota; Metazoa; Mollusca; Gastropoda; Lepetellida; Haliotidae. The record is from RefSeq and is a predicted model, not a curated record. Gene Ontology annotation, molecular function: single-stranded RNA binding; RNA endonuclease activity. Gene Ontology annotation, cellular component: mitochondrial matrix.
CAUGACAAUCCUAAGGUCAUGUGAUUUAACAAAAUGGCGGCUGUGUUGCCGAAGUUGGAACAACUUUCCCAGCGCGUUAUUCGCAUUCUGGGCUGUAAUCCAGGAGGAGCACGUCUACAGGGAACUAACACAUAUCUCGUGGGAACUGGUCCCAAAAAAAUCUUGAUUGAUACGGGAGAUGCUGAUGUGCCUGAGUACAUCACUCUUCUGAAGUCAACACUGUCGGAUUAUGCAGCAUCCAUACAGGAAAUUGUGGUCACUCACUUUCACCCAGACCAUGUGGGUGGUGUCAAGGACAUUUGCAAGGAUGUAAUUCAGUCUGAUGAGAUUCCCAGGGUGUCUAAGAUUAAGCGGGUGUCUUGUCCAGAUGCUGACCUGGGGCACAUCCCUUACAACUUCAUCAGUGAUAAACAUAUCUUCAAGACAGAUGGAGCCACUCUUAGGGCAAUAUACAAUCCAGGGCACACUGAUGAUCAUAUGAUCCUACUGCUAGAGGAAGAAAAUGCAGUGUUCUCUGGGGACAGCAUUUUGGGAGGAACAACAACAACAAUCUCGGAUCUGAGUCAGUACAUGAAGUCUCUGCACGACAUCCUUGACCUCGCACCAAGCACCAUCUACCCAGGGCACGGCUACGUAAUCACCGAACCCAUGGACCUCGUACGUUACUACAUUCAACAUCGCCAACAGAGAGAGGAUCAGAUUCUGGGGUAUCUGGGGACACAAGCCCAGCUUGGCACUAGCAUCAUGGCCAUUGUCAAGGCAAUUUAUGUUGACACUCCUGAGAAUCUCCACAUGGCAGCUGCAGGAAACGUGCUCCAGCAGCUAAAGAAACUCAAGGAUGAUAACAAAGUUGAAUGUACGGAUGAGGAGAAAAUGGUAUGGAGGAUAAAACAGAAAGAAACCAAAUUAUGACAACAAUGAUUGAUGACUAUAACAUGUUUAAUGAGAUGUACGUCCUCAAUCAAAACUACAAAAUAUCAGAUUCCUGACGGAGUGAUCACUGGAUAUCCGGUGCCUCUGCCUGUAUGAUCAUGAACCAAGUGGACUUGUGAAGACAUAUGCUACAGCCAGUAUAUAAUAUUGUUUCUUGACAUGAUGUUGAAAUGAGCAAUGUGAUACUGUACCUCAUAAACAGAUGAGAUUUCGGUCUUUAUUGUUGACAGUAGCAACUGUACCUGACCUGGCAUGAUCUCUAACCCAAAUUACAAUCAUAUUUUAAUACUAUGCAGAGUAUUUUCAAUGCAAAGCAGAUAUUGUGGCUGUAAUGGACUUCAGCCUAUCAUGGCUGUCAUGUUCACAGAUCAGAAGACUGAUUGCUGAGGUGUGAAGAGAGAUGAAACCACAGGUGGGCUGGAGGCCUGUGCCCCUUAGCCAUGCCAGAUCUGCUAAGCUUUGGCUAGAAUUACAGAUCUGACCAAAAUUAUUGUCCUUGCUCUGUGAGCUAAUAUCUACUCUGAAUUUUCACUAAUAAUCAGCUAACCAGCUGUGAUAUAACUGAAAUGCUCUCUCUUCAAGGACAAUAUUGGAAUAGCCAAUGCUUGGCAAUGUAACAUUUAGUGUUCAGUUACUGGUUAACAUAUUCAAUUACUGGUUUCAUUACUAGACAAAAUGGGGACUAAUCGGCAACUAUGUUACUAUUGUAGCCAGUGAGGCAAGUAGAUUGUUUGUAGUAGAUUGUUAGUGUUUUAUGUUUGCAGGAAAUAUCCAGACAUCAAAUGUCAAUCAAAGUAUCAAUGUGUUCUUUUUCGAUGAAUAAAAUUGUCAGAUUAUUA